This is a messenger RNA of Chilo suppressalis (striped riceborer), 1679 nucleotides long. The record is from the annotation of a GenBank genome assembly. NCBI's taxonomy places the organism in Eukaryota, Metazoa, Arthropoda, Insecta, Lepidoptera, Crambidae.
CGCGCGAAGAGGCGAGACGCCGCGCCCCUAAAAACAUUGAAAUACGUGCAACAUGACAGCGAUCACAAUGGGCGACAAUGUGAACAAUAAUGACGCUUCCAAUUAUGAAGAGGCCUUGGAAAAAACUGGUAACGGUCCCUACAACAUGCUGUUGGCAAGCACCUGUUCCCUGAUCCUUCUGGCCCUAGGCAUGGACUUGUUCGGCUUCAGCCUGGUGGUGACCGCCGCCUGCGAUCUCCAGCUCACCGUCUCGCAGAUGGCAAUACUCACCUCACUGCCUUUCAUAGGAAUCCUGCUGGUGUCGUACAUAUGGGGCUACAUCUCAGACACGCGGGGGCGGAGGUUCUCCCUGGUGCUGUGCAUGCAGGUCAGCUUCGUGCUGUCCACGCUGUGCAGCAUCUGCCCCACCUGGCACAUCCUUGGGCUGGUCAAGUUCAUCUCUGUAUGUUUCUCAUGUGCAGCCAACUCAGCCUCGUAUACCCUCGUCGGAGAAUCCUGCAACAUGAAGAAUAGAAGCAAAUACAUGCUUCUGAUGACUUGCCUGCUUCUGCUGUCACCAGCUGCUGCUGGAGUGGUAACCUAUCCAAUACUGAAGCUCAAAUUCGAAUCAGCAAUGUGGUUCGGCGUAAUGUUCACUCCGUGGCGAUUGCUGAUCAUAGUCCUGGCGCUCCCGUCCGGCAUCGGAGCCCUGGCCAUAUGCUUCUUCCACGAGUCCCCGAUAUUUCUUGCCAACAGUGGGAGAGAGGAAGAGGCCUUGGAUGUACUCAGAUCAAUAUAUGCCAUAAAUCAUAGAAAAUCCAAGGAAGAAUAUGAGGUCAAAACCUUGAAGGUGAAGGAUCAGUGUCUGAAGAAGCAGUCCUUAGUGAGAGCUAUUUACGAGCAGAGUGCACCAUUAUUCAGACCACCGCUGCUUUGGAGAACCUUGCAGCUGUUCUACAUAGUCGCUGUCGUGUACAUCACAAACAAUUCAUUCCUGGUGUGGUUAGCACACGUGAUGAACCUCGUGAGAUUGGCGAUGGAAAGGUCCGCAACAGGAAACAUCUGUGAAUUGAUCUCGCAUGAUAAGAUUCACAACGCUAACCAUCCUCAAAACUCUACUGCACCCCGCGUCUGCGUCGGAAACAUAGAAGAUAACGUGGUGCUUGCUUUGGUCAUCUCCCAGACCAUCUUCGCGAUCUUGAACUUCGCUCUCUCGUACCUGUCGCACAGACGGAAAGCCGUGCUAACUUCGAUCUUGUGUCUAUCGGCAUUGAGCGGGAGUUUGCUUAACCUCACCCCUGAGGCCAUAUCGAGCGUGUUCUUCUUCAUGAUAUUCACGUGCACUUGCCUCUGUAUGGGCAUAUUGGCUUCGUUCUUCGUGGAUCUUUACCCACCGUCCUACAGAGGCAUGGUAGCGUGCCUUAGCAUCAUGGUGGGUCGCGGCAGCAGCUUCGUCGGCAUCAAUAUAGUUGGCAACCUGCUGUUCAACCACUGCCAACUCAUGUUCUACAUGUGGAGUUUACUAGUGCUGAGUAGUGCCGUGUUAGCGUGGUUUCUGCCGCCAGAAAAGGUGAAAAUUAAACCGUCCACAGUUUAGAUGUAAUAGUUGAAUGUAGAUAUAUAAAUAGAUUAAUAUAAUAAUGUCUGUGAUGUAGUUUUUUUAAGCUGUGAAUUUGUCGCUGUGAAGGCAAAAUAGAAAG